Impatiens glandulifera is the source of this 1779-nucleotide messenger RNA. RefSeq names its product subtilisin-like protease SBT4.6. Gene Ontology annotation, biological process: proteolysis. The transcript has 7 exons. Lineage: Eukaryota; Viridiplantae; Streptophyta; Magnoliopsida; Ericales; Balsaminaceae. The record is from RefSeq and is a predicted model, not a curated record. Gene Ontology annotation, molecular function: serine-type endopeptidase activity. Bases 1 to 1779 code for a protein of 592 amino acids.
AUGGAAGGAAUUGUCUCUGUUUUUGAAAGUCGUAAACUUCAAGUUCAAACGACAAGAUCUUGGGACUACAUGGGCUUAACCUUGAAGAUUCCAAGAAGUCCUACCAUUGAGAGUGAUAUAAUUAUUGGUCAUAUUGACACGGGUGUAUUACCUGAAUUAAAGAGUUUAUCUGACCACAAUUUACGCCGUAUUCCAAAAAAAUGGAGAGGUGUUUGUCAUGGCGGACAAAAUUUCACAUGCAACAAGAAGUUAAUUGGAGCUAGGUAUUAUGCCGGACAGUCAGCAAGGGACAUAGAUGGUCACGGGAGCCAGACUGCCUCUGUGGUGGCCGGAAGGGUUGUGAAUAAUGCUAAUUUUGUUGGCAUAGCAAAUGGUACUGCUAGAGGAGGUGUUCCAUCUGCAAGGAUAGCAACAUAUACAGUAUGUGAUGAAUAUUGUUAUGAUAGAGACGCUAUGGCCGCUUUUGAUGAUGCAAUUGCUGACGGUGUUGACAUUAUCACAAUCUCAAUUGCAUAUUCUGUCCCAGUUAAGAUUAGUGAAAAUGUAGUUGCAAUCGGCUCUUUUCAUGCAAUGCAGAAAGACAUUUUAACUGUACAAGGUGCAGGAAAUUCUGGUAUUAACAUCUUAAAAACUGUUUCAAGCAAUGCACCAUGGUUGUUUACUGUGGCUGCGAGUAGCAUCGACAGAAAAAUUAUCAAUAAGCUUGUUCUUGGAAAUGGUCGAACAUUCAUUAGCAAUGCAUUGAGUCCUUUUGGAACAGGAACACACAACAAGAGGCUAUGUAUCUAUGGUUGCAUUGAUCCAGACUUAGUCAAGGGGAAGAUUAUAGUAUGUGAUGUGAAUCUCGAUAAGUCGGAUGUUGUAUAUGCAGCUAUGGUUGCCAAUGCAAGUGGGGUUAUUCUUCGAAUAAAUACAAGUUCAAACGAUGGUUCUUCAUUCACACCUUUUCCCACUGCAGCUUUGAAUGAUCCUGAUUUUCAUUAUAUCGAGUCUUACCUGAAAUCCAGGAAAAAAACAAAGGCACACAUACUAAAGAGUGAGACUAUUAAGUUUCAUGCUCCCAUAGUUGCUUCUUUCUCUUGUAAAGGGCCUAACAUUAUUUUACCACAAAUUUUAAAGCCUGAUAUAACUGCACCGGGCGUAGAUAUUUUAUCAGAAUGUCCAAUUGACAUUAUUCUUGACAAACUUCCUGGUAAGUACACUAUUGCAAGUGGAACAUCCAUUUCAGGUCCCCAUGUUGCUGGCGCGGUUGCUUUUGUGAAAUCAAAGCAUCCUAAUUGGUCAGCUUCAGCUAUCAAAUCCUCUCUUAUGACUACCGCUUGGACCAUGAAUAAAAAAUACAAUGUAGAUGCUGAACUUGGAUAUGGAGCCGGACACAUUGAUCCUGUGAAGGCAGUAUAUCCUGGGCUCGUAUAUGAGACAUUUACAGACGAUUAUACCAAUAUGUUUUGUAGUCUUGGUUUAGAAGGAGAAAAGUUGAUAAAGAUGUUAGGAGCCAAACAUAAAUGUCCUAAGGGGAUAAGAGUGUUUACAAAGGAUCUCAACUACCCAACUAUGAGCGCCCCAGUGUAUAGUAAUAGUAAUUUGUCUUUCAAAAUUCAAUUUACAAGAAUUGUGACAAAUAUUGGACAUGCUAACUCUACGUAUCACGCACAAAUUAGUACUGAAGAUAAUAACAUCUAUAUCAACGUGGAACCAAGUGUAAUCUCUUUUGUUAAACUGAAUCAGAGAAAAAGGGUUAGAAGUCCUAUUCUAUUGUAUCGUGCAUCUAUCAUUUGA